UUGUGAAGUCACCUCUGUUCUGUCUGAGAAAUAAAGUUUAUUAUCUAGCUCUUAAUGUUGAGGAAUUUUCCUUCUCUCUCACUGAACACCAGAUUCUGCCCCUCUGCAGCAGGGAAAUGCUUUCACAGUUUUCUCUUGUGAUUUUUUCAAGCCCUGCUGAAUUUGCUGGUAAAUUAAGAAUGUGCAGAACAGAGAAACAGGAAGUGAGUUUUGGAAGAGGCAGAGGAGCCUUGUAGAAGGAUCGAAAGUGAAAGAAAACUUCUUGGAGCAAUUCCAUUCUCUCCCCUUUCUUCCUGCUCUGUCUUAAGGGAUUUUUCUCUGGUUGUGUGGACAAGUCUUAGGAAUUUGAGCAUGUGGAAUUAGGCAGUUCGGGGGCAUCUUGGCAUCGGGAACUUGGUGACUGUGAUGUUGCUGGGACAGGGUGGAGCAGGCUACGACUACAUUCCACUAAUUCUGGACAAGUAUGGAUCUCAACAAUUGUCUGUUCAACAUUGCGGAGAAUCUAACCAGUGAUGAGGUGGCUUUCCUCAAGUUCCUAAGCCUGGAUUACAUACCACAAAAGAAGCAGGAACACAUCAAAGAUGCCUUAAUGUUAUUCCAGAGACUCCAGGAAAAGAGAAUGGUGGAGGAAAACAACUUGUCCUUCUUGAAAGAGCUUCUAUUUCGAGUUGGGAGACUGGAUCUCCUGAAAAAGUACCUGAACACCAGCGAAGAAGAGAUGAAGAAGAAGCUUCAGAUACCGGGCAAGGCUCAGAUCUCUGCAUACAGGGUUAUGCUAUUCCAGAUUUCAGAAGAUGUAAAAACAUCAGAAUUACCAUCCUUUAAAUUUCUUUUGAACAAGGAGAUCUCCAAAAGUAAACUGGAUGACAACGUGAACUUGCUUGAUAUUUUCAUGGAGAUGGAGAAGAGGGUCCUUCUUGGGGAAAGAAAUUUGGACACUCUAAAACGAAUCUGUAACCAAGUCGACAAGAGCCUGCUGAAGAAAAUCAAUGAUUAUGAAGAAUUAAGCAGAGGUGCUACAUGUUUCUUUCCUAAAGUAUCCUCUCUGCCAUGUGUCAUUCUAGAUGUGUCUCCAUCAUUUGUAGAGGAGAAGGUGUCACUUAGUAUGCUGUCAGUGUCGGACAAUUCAAGAGAACAGGACUGCGAAUCUUCUAAAGAGGACAGUGAGUCACAACAGACAUUGGACAAAACUUACCGAAUGACAAGCAAGCCGCGGGGGUACUGUGUGAUCUUUAACAAUUAUGACUUUAGCCUGGCAAGGGAGAGCGUGCCGAGGCUUCACAACAUAAAGGACAGGAAUGGAACACACUUGGAUGCAGAGGCUUUGCGUACCACCUUUAGUAUGCUUCACUUUGAUAUAGUGCAGCACAAUGACUUCACAGCAGAGAAAAUCUAUGAGACCCUGGAAGGCUAUCAAAGCAAGGACCACAAUAACAAAGACUGCUUCAUCUGCUGCAUCCUUUCCCAUGGAGACAAGGGCAUAAUCUAUGGCUCUGAUGGGCAGGAAGCCCCCAUCCAUGAGCUGACAUCAUUCUUCACUAGUUCGAAGUGCCCUUCCCUUGCAGGCAAACCCAAAAUCUUUUUCAUCCAGGCUUGUCAAGGGGAUAACUACCAAAAAGGUAUAGCUGUAGAGACUGACUCAGAAGAAAAGGAAGACUAUUUAGAAAUGGACUUAACACUUCAGAAGAGAUACAUCCCAGAUGAGGCUGACUUUCUGCUGGGAAUGGCCACUGUGAAUAAUUGUGUUUCCUACCGAAGCCCCAUGGAGGGGACCUGGUAUAUCCAGUCACUUUGCCAGAGCCUGAAAGAAAGAUGUCCCAGGGGUGAUGAUAUUCUCACCAUCCUCACAGAGGUGAACUUUGAAGUGAGCAAUAAAGAUGACAAGAAAAAUAUGGGGAAGCAGAUGCCACAGCCGACUUUCACUCUGACAAAAAAACUCUUCUUCCCUCUUAAUUGAUGUAUAACACUAUGCUUAAUAUUUUAUUAAGAUGCUGCUGUUAUGCUUCUACUUUAUGCUAAUAUUUACUAGCAUAACACUAGGCUUAAUUUAAUAUUGCCAUGCCUUGCUCCUCCUUUUUUUUGAUGGUAGGAAGGGGAGAGAAUGGGAGUCAAGACAAUUUAAUUUGUAUGUAAAUCAAGCCCAAAUAUCUGGCUUUGUAACAAUAGCUAGAUAUUUAUAACCAUAGUCAUGAUUUUAGUUAUACUUUUAAUUUGAUAAAAAAGCUUUUAAAAACUAUAGUAGAUACAAAAAGUAUAGUAAGUUUAAAAGAAGAGUAACAUCAUAAUGGUUCAAAAACAGUGGCAGAUGUAUUUCAGAAGUCACUCAUCUUCUUUCAACCCAUAAUCAUUCAAUUUAAUUCCCUUCAAAUUGUUAAGUAUUUUGUUUUGUACUUUCAGUCCCUCUCUUUCCAAGCCAUUGUUUGCACUACUUUACAAAGCUGUGAAAAAGAGUCUUCCUUUUUAUUCACCUAGGUUCUUUGGUUUAUCUGUUAAUUAAAUUGGCAUAAAAUAAAUGAACAGAAGGAAAACUAACUUUCAUACAUAUAGGAUAGCAGAAAAAUCUAAGACUCCAAGAAAUGAUUAAAUCAGGCAGAUUUUAUUUUUAGACAGUAUAACAAUAAAUUUGUGAAGAAUUUACAAGACAAAGAAGUUUGGGCUUCCAGUAGUAAAUUAGAAAAGAAGCAACAGAGGGGUUUUUUUUGUUUGUUUACGAAGCCUUCUUAGCCUGUAUUCCCUAUCUCUGGUAAUACAGUGGCUUCUACCGUGUUUGCACAUGGAGGGUGCUUUUCAUAUAGUAGGUUUAAUGUCAGCUUUCAGGGGGAAUAAAAAAGGAUUAGA
This is a messenger RNA of Phyllostomus discolor (pale spear-nosed bat), 2838 nucleotides long. It is a transcript of the gene CASP8, whose product is annotated as caspase 8. The transcript is spliced from 8 exons. The record is from RefSeq and is a predicted model, not a curated record. Gene Ontology annotation, molecular function: protein binding; cysteine-type endopeptidase activity. Bases 464 to 1957 code for a protein of 497 amino acids. Gene Ontology annotation, biological process: regulation of apoptotic process; proteolysis; apoptotic process. NCBI's taxonomy places the organism in Eukaryota, Metazoa, Chordata, Mammalia, Chiroptera, Phyllostomidae.